Bolinopsis microptera is the source of this 957-nucleotide messenger RNA. Its product is annotated as adenosine receptor A2a-like. NCBI's taxonomy places the organism in Eukaryota, Metazoa, Ctenophora, Tentaculata, Lobata, Bolinopsidae. The record is from RefSeq and is a predicted model, not a curated record. Gene Ontology annotation, molecular function: G protein-coupled photoreceptor activity. Gene Ontology annotation, biological process: phototransduction; cellular response to light stimulus; G protein-coupled receptor signaling pathway. The transcript is spliced from 7 exons. The coding region runs from base 1 to 957 and encodes 318 amino acids. Gene Ontology annotation, cellular component: plasma membrane.
AUGGCAGGAAAUGAGACUGUAGAGUUUCGACACACUCAGAACAACAGAAUAGCUAUGGGUUGUAUGCUCGGACUUAUCUGUAUCAUCACUAUCAUCGGUAACUGUCUCGUGUUAUUGGCGAUCUCAACGUGUAGACACCUGCGGAGUAUCAGCAACCUGUUUAUCUGGAAUCUGGCGCUGGUCGACUUCAUUAUUGGGAUCUGCACAAUGCCCAUCACAGUGUUAGAUAUGGAGAACUUAGAGCAGCAAAUUAUUGAAUGUUUUACCCUCAGUUUGUGGACACUGGCAGCCUCCGCAGUUGACCGGUGUUUUGCGAUACUCCGCCCCUUUAAAUACAACAGAUUAAUGAACAAGAACAAAGCCAGGUGCAUGUUGGGGGCGGUAUGGUUACUGUCUCUAGGACUUGCUCUCUGUCCUGUCAUAGGUUGGGACAGCUAUGUUUACUCUUGGUUCAGUUUUAGUUGUGGAAUUAACCCAGCAGCUCAAGGCCGAGAUAGGUACUUCUUCUUGUUCUACACCCUACUAGCGCUGAUAAUGCCACUGGUAGUAGUUGUAGCCUGCUACAUUCCCAUCUACAUAGUCUCCCGCCGUGCUAACAAGAUACACGCCUCUCAGACACAGCCAGGUCACUCCAAACGACAGAUGCAGGCAGCGUUCCUAGUGAUAAUAAUAGUGAGCGUGUUCACUCUAACUACCCUCCCCAUCAUGACUGUGGGUAUGUUGAACUGGCUGAGAGUUAUUGACUCUAUUCCUCUCCUCGCUGCUAUCGUGUUCCAUAUUAUGCUCUACUCCAACUCAGCUCUCAACCCUAUCUUGUAUGGGGUCUUCAAUACUAGUUUUAGGCGGAUGUUUUCAUUAAAACGAACAUCGAGCAAAGAGCAGAACAGACGAAGUGUGCUAACCCUUCCGAUACAAGAAGAGAGUAGACCUCCCAGUACUAACGGGAGUAUGCUGUAA